Messenger RNA from Fusarium verticillioides 7600, 2791 nucleotides. RefSeq names its product sorting nexin-41. Bases 937 to 2328 code for a protein of 463 amino acids. The record is from RefSeq and is a predicted model, not a curated record. Lineage: Eukaryota; Fungi; Ascomycota; Sordariomycetes; Hypocreales; Nectriaceae. The transcript is spliced from 4 exons. Gene Ontology annotation, molecular function: phosphatidylinositol binding. Gene Ontology annotation, biological process: retrograde transport, endosome to Golgi.
AUUCCCCUUCAUUACCUUGCCUAGGAGGUAUCCGAACUAUAGGCACUAGCCUUACUUCCACCGCCGACCGACGACUGCGACAUCCAUCUUCACCUGGGCUUCUUCUCAUACAUUGUUUGCUUAUUUCUACUCCACGACCAGGAACAAUAGGCCUGGAUAUACCCAAGGUAGUCAGUUCCAGCGCAUGAAUUAUCGUCCAUAUCGUAUCGCUUCAUUCGACCCAUGCUUGCCCCUCCCCCGCUAGCUACUAUCUACCUUGCGCUUGCUUGAAGCUCUCGUCCUUCACCCGCAGCUUAGCAGCUUCUUUCUGUCCAGGCUCCCGGCUUAAACGCGCGAAAUACCUACCUACAGGUAGACCACCUUGAGCUGUAUUGAGUACCUCUUUCCGCAACACCUGUCGCGAUUGCCCUCAGCAAGUCGUCAGAAUGUGGAAUGACGAGGACAAUAACCCGUACGGCACUAGCUUUGACAGGCGGGACUCGCAGUCAUCGUCUGUCAAUCCGACGUCCCCGUCGACUCGUAAUUACCAAUCGUUCGAGCCACCUCAAACACCAACCUCCGGUAGCGAUGAUGAGCAUGGCCAGUUUGGCCACGGCGGUGAUGACGACGAUAGGGACUCGGCGCAAGAUCCCGGCCCCAAGCGCAAGCCUGGUGGUUACGACAGUCGCAUCGAGCAGAUCCUAUAUGAGAACCCCAAAUUAUCUAUCCUCAUCACGGAUGCUGGCAAGAGUCUAGAGAGCGGCGGCAGAUAUAUCGUGUACACUAUUAAGACUGGCGUACGUCCAUCUACUGCUGGCUCUUCGAGGUAUUUCACUGACGACUACGUGACAGGAUCUCGAGGUGCGCCGCCGAUAUUCAGAGUUUGCUUCUCUGCGCGAUGCCCUUACUCGCCUCCACCCUACCUUAAUUGUUCCUCCUAUCCCUGAGAAGCACACGAUGGCUGAUUAUGCUGCGAACCCCACGAAUGCGAAGCAGGACCAGCAAAUCAUUGAUCUUCGAAAGCGCAUGUUGGCGGUCUUCUUAAAUCGCUGCCGCCGAAUGGACGAAAUCCGAACAGAUGGAGUUUGGUGGCGAUUCCUGGACCCUAAUGCUAGCUGGAGCGAGGUCUUGCACUCUCAUCCCGUAUCGUCAAUUCCCAAGUCGAUAUUGAAAGCGCCUCCGCUGGAUCCCGCAAACCCAACUCCGGCGCACAGCUACUUGCCAAUCCCGGCAGCAUCGGCAAAGCUCAAGACAGUGGCUGGUACCAAUCACGAUAAUAGCUCGGGCCAUAUACAAGCAGGGCCUCACGCAUUUGGCCGGUUUCCACCUGAGGGUCACAAUCUGGGCGAACAGGAGCUGGACCCUUAUUUCAUCUCAUACGAGUCCUCGAUCAAGGAACUCGAACAGCUUCUUACCGGCCCAAUGGAAAAGGUGAACAGACGAACUCUCAGCCAUCUCUCUUCAUUGGCGGCCGAUCUAUGUGAGCUAGGUUCCGUCUACAACGCCUUUGCGGUUUCAGAGCAGGCGCCGUCACUCGGACCGGCCAUUGAGCGAAUUGGCCAGGCAGCUGAUCUAUCAUAUAUCGCCACAGAGGAGCUCUCGGGUUCCCUGGGUGCUAGCUUUGCUGAGCCCAUGCGUGAGCAUGCGCAAUUUGCGGGUGUUGUUCGAAGUGUACUAAAGUAUCGUGUGCUCAAGCGUGUACAGCAAGACUUAACUAGUGAAGAGCUGAACAAGAAGCGAGCGCUGCUCGACCAACUAGAGCAGAGUGAAGCCGAGGCUCGAAGGAUUGAGAACUACCUCUCCAGUAGUCAGCAAAUAUCACCACCACCAAAGCGAUCGACCAGCCUCAAGGAUCCGUCCUCUCAUCAACGGCGUGAUGGUGGCCAGGACGACACCGAGUCCAUCGACUCUGACUUUCCUGGGACCCAUGGAGACUUUUCCUCUCACACACCUUCGGCCAGUCAGGGGUUACCCGAAAGGAGUACCAGUGCGCCGUCCCAUAAGAAGAUGCCCAGUGGGAACUCGAUAACGAACAAGAUCUUUGGACCCAUCCGACAUGCAGUACAAGGGGUCGUUGACGUCGAUCCAGAGAGGACACGCCGCGAUAUGAUUGGAAAGACGAGAGAGAGCAUCGGACAGUUAGAACAAGCUCAAGUUGUCUCGGAGCGCGAUGUCAAAGAAGCCAGCGCGAGUGUUUUGAAGGAUAUGAAGCGAUUCCAACAGGACAAGGAGGACGACUUGCGACGCUACAUGCUCGCCUAUGCUCAGAGCCAGAUCGAGUGGGCCAAGAAAAGUAAGCAACAAUGGGAGGAAGCUCGAGCAGAGGUAGAGAAGAUUGACGAGUCCUAAACAUGUUUUAUUCUGCUCUUUUGCGUGCCUGGUGGGAUGGUUUGAAAGCCGUAGAUGAUAAGAAGAGAGGAAUAAUAUUCCUGUAUAAUUCAUUGGCUCCUUCUCUGCUUCGGUCUUUGCACUGACGCUUAUGUUACUUAUAGUUUAUCGUGAAGUUGUGCAAAUAUGCGAAUUUCGUGCAGUCCUAUUCUGAUGAAUUAUUGGUCUCGCCAGGAGAGCCACUGAAGACCAUACGAGUGUCACAGGAAUGCAUAGGUACCUACCUUACAAAUAAACAUUGCACGUCAGCUCUGGAGAAAGAAAAAAAGAAGAAGAAAAAAAGUGCGUUGAUGAAACAUGAUAUUAUGUAUCUAUGUUUAGGUCCAGCCCAAAUGGCUGACUACCUCGACUUGUUUGGUAUAUGCCAGCUGGAGGUCAAAUCUCCAUUUCUCUCACAAGAAUACAGGUAUCUAACAGAAAUGAG